Lasiosphaeria miniovina is the source of this 1908-nucleotide messenger RNA. RefSeq lists its product as uncharacterized. The coding region runs from base 1 to 1908 and encodes 635 amino acids. The transcript has 2 exons. Lineage: Eukaryota; Fungi; Ascomycota; Sordariomycetes; Sordariales; Lasiosphaeriaceae. The record is from RefSeq and is a predicted model, not a curated record.
AUGUCCAAAAACGGCAGCAUCACCAGCUUCUUCAAGCCGGUUGCCAAGACCUCAGGGAACCUACCACCACCACCGCCGCCGCCCCAUAUCGAGUCUCAAGUGCGGGCCUCGCGGACGCCUUCGCCACUUCCCCAGCUCCUCUCGUCUCCGCCCGCACCCACCCCGGUAGUGCGGUCUCGCGAUGCUGUCAUUCAGGCCUCGGAAGAUGAGGACGAUGACUUCAUCUCGUCCGACGACGACCUCCCCUCGCUCUUCUCCAAGCCCAGCGGCGCCAAGAUCGUACCAGUGCCCGCGAGGAAAGAGACCAACAACCUCUGCGCGACGCCAAGGGCGAAACGAACUGCUCUUGCCAUGUUCUCGUCGCCCCUGACCAUCAUGCCAAAGCACAAGUAUGACAUCCAGGCCCUGCUCAAGCAUGCCGAGGCGGACAACGCCCUCGAGGAGAGCGAGCAGCGUAUGGCCUCCAUCAUGGGGUACGAAUCUGCGGACGAGGACGACCCCAUGCAGGAGCACCAGCUACCGCAGCAGCCCGCAAACAACCAGAAGAAGGUCCCCGUCAGCCUGCACGUUACCAUGAUGGACGUCUUCUCAGACGCCGAAGGGAGCCAGGACGAGGGCCAUCGCGAGAAGCUGCUCCGCGCUGUCAAGAGGACCGAGGCCACGGUCCACCGGAAGGAGUGGCACUUUUUCGACCAGCCCCUACCCGACGCCAUGUCCAUCGAGGCUCGCAGCCCCUUUCCCAGUGCCGCCGCCAGGGGGGCCUGGGCGUUUCUUGCGCCAGCAAAGGGUAGGGCUGAGCUCUUUGAGGAUGGGCUGCCCUACCACAUUCAGGCCAAGAUGCAGAGCGUGCCUGAUGACAUAUUCCUCUGGGUGCUAGAUGAAGCCCCCUUGACGAAGACCAGGAAACUCCGAGAGGAGUAUCUGAGGCUGCUUGGAGUGUGUCCCGAUCACGUCGGGCGGCUCGUAGAUGACCAGGUAAUUUCACAGUUAUUCCGCAACGUUGGAGCAUCAGAACGCUCUCUCAGUUCGUCUCCCCAGACAAGCAGGGGCUCGGCGGACCACCAGAGAGACUCGCCAACCACGGCGCAGAGAGAUUGGGCUCCUCUCCGGACCGUUCUCCUGCUGUCGGCAGAACUAUCACAGGGCCUGACGAUCCAGUCCCUAACGCGGAGCGUCGCCAUUUUGCUUCGGCUCGGCAUGGACAGUCUUGUGCGAGAGGACCUAGCCAUCGAGAAAGAAUUUCAAGAUGCCCUGUUCGCACUUGUGGGAGCUGUGUCCAGGGAUGACUGGGACUCAUUUUGCGGCGACGUGUGCAUGUCUCUCUACAGUCUCGUAGACGACGCCAGCUUGCGGUGGGACAGCGUCUCGUCCAUCCCGUCCAUGGGCGCGAGGCUGAUCGACCUGCGCCGGCGGCUGGCCAUCGUGUUCGUGUUUGACGAUCCGCAGCGCGCGCGCGCGCGGCCCGAAGACAACUUCAGCAUGCGCGCCGUCAUCGACCGGCUCGAGGCCGACGAGUUCAUCGUCGACCGCCACCUCACCGACUACUACGAGCUGGCCGCGCUGGUCGAGCUGCUCGGCGUCGCCACGGCCGACGGCUGCCCGCCCGUCGGCGGCUGCCCCGAGGCCGUCAAGCAGUACAACUCCGAGGUCGACGAGGUCACGAGGCGCAUCAAGAUCAUGUGGUCGAGCAUCCACGAGCAGGGCGCCGCCUUCGCGUCGAGGCUGGACGCCCGCGUGAACCUCAAAGACUUCGAGCGCAAGCUCGAGCAUGCCGUGCGCACCCGCCCGCCCCCGAGGACCGACAUCUUCGAUAUUGACCCGCGCGAAGAGGAGGAAUCCCAGCGGCCAAGGCAACAGCAUUUUCUACAAAAGUUUUUGGCCAAGGGACGACCUCCGAAAACGCCCUGA